UUGAAUUUUACAGAACAUAUCCAUCGGACAGUCAAGUCGAUUGAACGCUGUGUUGCGUGUUCGAUAGAAAAUGAGCUAUCACAUGCAACAUCAAGGAUUACGGCAAGCGCACGGUUCAUACCCUGGCCAAGAAUUGAACCCGAAAGAGCAAACUAUGAUGUGGCAGCAAGGGAACUUCAUGGGGCCGGAUUCAGGCGUUCAUUCCGGUGCGACGACGAAUGCUCCGUCGUUGUCGGGAAAAGAUACGGAUCAUGACAUGGAUACGACUUUAUUCGAUUUGGACUCCGGUUUCACCCAGGGUUAUACCCAUGAACAAGUCAACGAAAUGAAUGCGCAGUUGAACCAAACGCGCUCGCAGAGAGUCCGAGCUGCGAUGUUCCCCGAGACACUGGAUGAAGGGAUGGAAAUUCCGUCAACUCAGUUUGACCCAUCGCAGCCGACUGCCAUUCAAAGAUUGGCUGAGCCUUCUCAGAUGCUCAAAUGCGCUGUUGUCAACCUCAUCAACUAUCAAGAUGAUGCCGAGCUCGCGACUCGAGCAAUUCCGGAGCUGAUCAAAUUGUUGAAUGACGAAGAUCAAGUUGUUGUCGCUCAAGCCGCAAUGGUUGUUCAUCAGCUAUCGAAAAAAGAUGCUUCGUUGAGGGCGCUGAUGAACUCCUCGCAGAUGGUCUCCGCUCUCAUUCGCGCUUUGUCGACUUCCAACGAUUUAGAAACCACGCGGGUCACUGUUGGUACCUUGCACAACUUGUCGCAGCAUCCGCAAGGCCUUCUUGCGAUCUUCAAAUCCGGCGGGAUUCCAGCUCUCGUGAAACUCCUGAGUUCCCCCGUUGAAAGUGUGCUUUUCUAUGCAAUCACGACUCUUCACAAUCUUCUUCUGCAUCAAGAAGGCGCGAAGAAAGCCGUGAGACAUCACGGGGGCUUGCAGAAAAUGGUCGCGUUGUUGCAAAGGAACAAUCAUAAGUUCCUUGCGAUCGUGACUGACUGCCUGCAGAUCCUUGCUUACGGCAACCAGGAAAGCAAGCUGAUUAUUCUAGCAUCUCAGGGACCCGUUGAGUUGGUUCGCAUCAUGAAAAUGUACAAUUACGAAAAGCUGCUCUGGACUACAUCCCGAGUGCUGAAAGUCUUGUCUGUUUGUUCGAGCAACAAGCCUGCCAUCGUUGAAGCUGGUGGCAUGCAGGCCUUGGCAAUGCAUCUUGGAGGAUCUUCGCAGCGUUUGGUUCAAAACUGUCUGUGGACGCUUCGAAAUCUUUCGGAUGCUGGAACAAAAAUCGAUGGCAUGGAUACAUUGUUGAGGGGAUUGGUGCAACGCCUGUCAUCGAACGAAGUGAACAUCGUCACUUGUGCUGCUGGUAUCCUGUCCAACUUGACUUGCAACAAUCAAAGAAAUAAAGUCAUCGUUUGUCAAGUCGGCGGUGUGGAGGCGUUGGUUCACACAAUUGCCAAUGCUGGAGACCGCGAAGAAAUCAGUGAACCAGCUGUCUGUGCGCUGAGGCACCUGACUUCUCGUCACGCAGAAGCAGAAGUUGCUCAAAACGCAGUUCGUCUGGCCAAGGGAAUUCCUGUGAUUUCCAAGCUCCUGCAUCCCCCAUCGCGUUGGCCACUGAUCAAGGCUCUCAUUGGACUUAUCCGCAACUUGGCGCUUUGUCCGGCUAACCACGGCCCACUGAGAGAACAAGAAGCUAUUCCGCGGCUCAUUCUUCUGCUCAUCGAGGCUUACAAAGAAGUCGAAAGGAAAAAUGUUGGACUUCCUGGCAACCAGCCUUCGCAACCAGUUUACGUGGAUGGUGUGCGGAUGGAGGAAAUUAUCGAAGGCACUGUCGGUGCGUUGCACAUUCUUGCGAGGGACCCGCACAACCGUGCAAUCAUUCGUGGCCAUAACGUCAUUCCCACCUUUGUUAGCUUGCUGUUCAACGAGAUUGAAAAUAUCCAACGAGUGGCGGCCGGGGUUUUGUGCGAGUUGUCGACGGAGAAGGAAGGCGCCCAAUUCAUUGAGGCGGAGGGAGCGACUGGGGUGUUGUCGGAGCUGCUGAAUUCACAUAACGAAGGAGUCGCUACUUACGCUGCAGCUAUUUUGUUCCGCAUGUCGGAAGACAAACCCCAGGACUACAAGAAGAGGUUGAGCCAGGAGUUGACCAACUCUGUUUUGUUCAAGGAUGACCCAUCUGGAGCUUAUUGGGGCGUAGGAUCGGAGAUGAAUGGUGGCAUGAUGUCGGACAUGAUUCAUGCAGUUGAUCAGCAUUAUGAUCAGGCGUACGGAUCCGGGCCGCCGAGUGUACAUUCCGGUCAUGUUGGUUCGCGCAAUUACGCUCCGAUCAAUCAAGGAAUCGACUCUAUGGAUACCGUGAAUGACCCGUAUGGAACAACGGGAAUGGACGCAAUGGACUUCCAACAGCACAUGGGUGACAUGCCUCGUGGGAUGGGUUCUCGUCAAGGAACCCUGCCGCACCAGCACAUGGGUGGCCCAGGUGUUGUCCCAGCACCGCCGCAAGACAACAACCAAGUGGCAGCUUGGUAUGACACUGACCUUUGAUCUAUAUGAAACUGACAAGACAUGAGGCUUACAAACGGAACGACUAUGCGAAGAAAUCCGUGUAUUUUUCUUUGUGAAUUGUAAGUUUUGUUCAAGCUUCUUUCUCCCCCCAU
Messenger RNA from Notodromas monacha, 2640 nucleotides. The record is from the annotation of a GenBank genome assembly. NCBI's taxonomy places the organism in Eukaryota, Metazoa, Arthropoda, Ostracoda, Podocopida, Cyprididae.